Molecule: messenger RNA, 5267 nt
Organism: Erpetoichthys calabaricus (reedfish)
Lineage: Eukaryota; Metazoa; Chordata; Cladistia; Polypteriformes; Polypteridae
Product: collagen alpha-1(II) chain
Exons: 54
Coding region: 214-4686 (1490 amino acids)
Cellular component (GO): collagen type II trimer
Molecular function (GO): protein binding; extracellular matrix structural constituent
Source: RefSeq, a predicted model, not a curated record
GAAGAGCCAUUGAAGGCACAGUGGACAUAAAACCGCGGUGCCUGGCCUACAGCGGAUAGUACUGAGUUUCUGCUGGGGCCCGGUGCUGGAUUCUCCAUCGUCUUCUUUAUAGUUGACUGUAUGAAGGCUCGGUAGGCACUGGAGGAAAACUUUCUUCGUCUUGUUCGGCCCUUCUUUUUCUCCUCAAAGGCCCUGCAUGUCUAAUAUUUAGACAUGUUCAGCUUUGUGGAUUCACGGACUCUUCUGCUCUUUGCAGCGACUCAAGUCAUUCUUUUAGCAGUUGUCAAAUGUCAGGAAGAAGAUGUUCAGGAGGAAGGCAGCUGCCUUCAGGAUGGGCAGAAUUAUAAGGACAAGGAUGUAUGGAAACCUGAGCCCUGUCGGAUCUGUGUGUGUGACACCGGGACUGUUCUGUGUGACGAGAUCAUCUGCGAGGAGCUAAAGGAUUGCCCCAACCCCGAGAUUCCAUUUGGAGAAUGUUGCCCUGUGUGCGGCGCUAACGCACCUGACAGAGAUGGGUCGCCGGGUCAAAAGGGACAGAAGGGUGAGCCAGGUGACAUUACUGAAGUUGUAGGACCAAGGGGGCCCGGUGGUCCAAUGGGCCCUCCAGGAGAGCAAGGACCAAGAGGAGAGAGAGGAGACAAAGGUGAAAAAGGCAUUCCUGGGCCACGUGGCCGUGACGGUGAACCUGGCACUCCUGGAAACCCUGGACCUCCUGGCCCACCAGGUCCUCCUGGACCACCUGGCCUUGGCGGAAACUUUGCUGCUCAGAUGUCAGCUGGUUUUGAUGAGAAAGCUGGUGGAGCUCAGAUGGGCGUGAUGCAAGGACCAAUGGGCCCUAUGGGACCCCGAGGGCCACCUGGCCCCACUGGCGCACCUGGACCUCAAGGUUUCCAAGGUAACCCCGGAGAACCUGGUGAACCAGGACCUGCUGGUCCUCUUGGUCCUCGUGGUCCCCCUGGACCUUCUGGCAAACCUGGAGAUGAUGGUGAAGCUGGCAAGGCUGGUAAGCCCGGAGAACGUGGACCUCCUGGGCCUCAGGGUGCCCGUGGUUUCCCAGGAACACCUGGUCUUCCCGGAAUCAAAGGUCAUAGAGGUUACCCUGGCUUGGAUGGUGCAAAGGGUGAGGGUGGCGCUGUUGGUGCCAAGGGUGAAGCUGGUGCCCCAGGUGAGAAUGGAGCCCCAGGCCCAAUGGGCCCUCGUGGAUUGCCUGGUGAGAGAGGACGCCCAGGACCUCCAGGUGCUGCGGGAGCACGUGGUAAUGAUGGGUUGCCUGGUCCUGCUGGUCCCCCUGGCCCUGUUGGUCCUGCCGGUGCUCCUGGCUUCCCUGGAUCUCCAGGUUCUAAGGGAGAAGCUGGUCCUACUGGUGCCCGUGGUCCUGAAGGUGCUCAGGGUCCAAGAGGAGAAGCUGGUACCCCUGGUUCUCCUGGACCUGCUGGCGCAUCUGGCAAUCCUGGUACUGAUGGUAUUCCUGGAGCAAAAGGUUCAACUGGUGCUCCUGGUAUUGCUGGUGCUCCUGGUUUCCCUGGACCUCGUGGACCUCCAGGGCCUCAGGGUGCAACAGGGCCUCUUGGACCAAAAGGCCAACAGGGUGAUCCCGGCAUUCCAGGAUUUAAGGGAGAACAAGGUCCCAAGGGUGAAAAUGGUCCCGUUGGUCCUCAAGGUGCUCCUGGUCCUGCUGGAGAAGAAGGGAAAAGAGGUGCCCGUGGAGAACCUGGUGCUGCUGGCCCACUAGGACCACCUGGUGAAAGAGGACCUCCAGGUAACCGUGGUUUCCCAGGCCAAGAUGGCCUUGCUGGACCUAAGGGUGCCCCUGGUGAACGAGGUCCCACUGGCAUUGCUGGUCCAAAAGGUGCUAAUGGUGAUCCUGGCCGUCCUGGAGAGCCUGGCCUUCCUGGUGCUAGAGGUCUUACUGGUCGCCCUGGUGAUGCUGGACCUCAAGGAAAAGUUGGUCCUUCUGGUGCACCUGGUGAAGAUGGACGUCCUGGCCCACCAGGUCCUCAGGGUGCCCGCGGCCAGCCUGGUGUCAUGGGUUUCCCUGGUCCUAAAGGAGCAAAUGGUGAGCCUGGUAAACCUGGUGAGAAGGGAUUGGUUGGCGCUCCUGGUCUGAGGGGACUUCCAGGCAAAGAUGGAGAGACUGGUGCUCAAGGACCUCCUGGACCUUCCGGUCCUGCUGGUGAGAGAGGAGAACAAGGACCACCUGGACCUCCUGGAUUUCAGGGGCUACCCGGACCUCCUGGCCCACCAGGUGAAGGUGGCAAACCCGGUGACCAGGGUGUUCCUGGAGAAGCUGGUGCUGCAGGUCAACCUGGUCCCAGAGGUGAGCGUGGUUUCCCAGGUGAACGUGGAAGUCCAGGACCUCAAGGUUUGCAAGGGCCUCGUGGAUUGCCUGGUACACCUGGCACAGAUGGUCCCAAAGGUGCAAUUGGUCCAGCUGGUGCUGCUGGUGCUCAAGGACCUCCUGGUCUUCAGGGAAUGCCUGGUGAGAGAGGAGCAGCUGGAAUCCCCGGACCCAAGGGUGACAGAGGUGAUGUUGGUGAGAAAGGACCUGAGGGUGCUCCUGGCAAGGAUGGUGCUAGAGGUUUGACUGGUCCAAUUGGUCCUCCUGGCCCAGCUGGUCCUAAUGGCGAAAAGGGUGAAUCUGGACCUUCUGGUCCUUCUGGUGCUGCUGGUACCCGUGGUGCUCCUGGUGAUCGUGGAGAGACUGGGCCUCCUGGACCUGCUGGUUUUGCUGGCCCUCCAGGUGCUGAUGGUCAGCCUGGUGCCAAAGGAGAACAGGGUGAGGCUGGACAGAAGGGUGAUGCUGGUGCCCCAGGCCCUCAGGGUCCAUCUGGAGCUCCCGGCCCACAGGGACCUACUGGUGUGUCUGGACCUAAAGGAGCACGAGGUGCACAAGGACCUCCUGGUGCAACGGGCUUCCCAGGUGCUGCUGGCAGAGUUGGACCUCCUGGCCCCAACGGUAACCCUGGACCACCAGGACCCCCUGGAGCUGCUGGAAAAGAUGGACCCAAGGGUGUCCGUGGUGAUGGUGGUCCUCCUGGCCGCCAAGGAGACACUGGUUUGCAAGGACCUGCUGGUACUCCUGGAGAGAAGGGUGAACCUGGUGAAGAUGGUCCACCUGGUCCCGAUGGUCCUCCUGGUCCUCAGGGUCUGGCAGGUCAACGUGGUAUUGUGGGUCUUCCAGGCCAACGUGGUGAAAGAGGCUUCCCUGGACUUCCUGGCCCAGCUGGUGAACCUGGCAAGCAAGGUGGUCCUGGAGCUGCUGGAGACCGUGGACCACCUGGGCCUGUUGGACCUCCUGGUUUGACUGGACCUCCUGGAGAACCUGGAAGAGAGGGCAAUUCCGGAUCUGAUGGACCUCCUGGCAGAGAUGGUGCUACUGGCAUAAAGGGUGAUCGUGGUGAGACUGGUCCAGCUGGGGCUCCGGGUGCACCUGGAGCUCCAGGUGCCCCUGGACCAGUUGGUCCUACUGGGAAACAAGGAGACCGUGGUGAAUCAGGUGCACAAGGACCUUCUGGACCUCCUGGACCUGCUGGAGCCAGAGGAAUGCCUGGACCACAAGGACCCCGUGGAGACAAAGGAGAGACUGGUGAAGCUGGUGAGAGAGGACAGAAGGGACACCGUGGUUUCACAGGUCUGCAGGGUCUGCCUGGACCUCCUGGUACUGCUGGUGAUCAAGGUGCCACUGGUCCUGCUGGUCCUUCUGGUGCAAGAGGCCCACCUGGUCCAGUUGGUCCUCAAGGAAAGGAUGGAUCUAAUGGUUUGCCAGGUCCUAUUGGUCCCCCUGGACCCCGUGGACGUUCUGGAGAAACUGGCCCUGCUGGACCCCCAGGUAAUCCUGGACCACCUGGUCCUCCUGGUCCUCCUGGCCCUGGAAUUGACAUGUCAGCAUUUGCUGGAUUAUCCCAGCCAGAAAAGGCUCCUGAUCCUCUGCGUUACAUGCGUGCUGACCAAGCCUCCACCUCUUUGAGGCAGCAUGAUGCAGAGGUAGAUGCCACCCUUAAAUCUCUUAACAACCAAAUUGAGAACAUCCGUAGCCCAGAGGGCUCCAAGAAGAACCCUUCACGUACCUGCAGAGACCUCAAACUGUGCCACCCAGACUGGAAGAGUGGAGACUACUGGAUUGAUCCCAACCAAGGCUGUACGAUAGAUGCCAUCAAGGUUUUCUGCAACAUGGAAACUGGAGAGACCUGUGUCUAUCCUAACCCUGCAAGCAUUCCACGCAAGAACUGGUGGUCAAGCAAGAGCAAGGACCGCAAGCACGUCUGGUUUGGCGAGACAAUGAACGGAGGAUUCCAUUUCAGCUAUGGAGAUGACAGCUUGGCUCCUAACACUGCCAGCAUCCAGAUGACCUUCCUUCGACUUUUGUCUACGGAAGCCUCCCAGAACCUGACCUACCACUGUAAGAACAGCAUUGCCUACAUGGACCAGGAAGCAGGCAAUUUGAAGAAGGCCGUCUUGCUUCAAGGAUCCAAUGAUGUUGAAAUCAGAGCAGAGGGCAACAGCCGCUUCACGUACAACGUGCUGGAGGACAGCUGCACGAAACACACAGGCCGAUGGGGCAAGACUAUAAUUGAAUAUAAAUCUCAGAAGACAUCCCGUCUACCCAUUGUGGACAUUGCACCAAUGGACAUUGGAGGAUCAGACCAAGAAUUUGGUGUUGAUAUUGGCCCAGUUUGCUUCUUGUAAAAAAAAAAAAGUUAAAUCAAAUAACUUAAAACAACACAAGAAAAAUUAAAACACACCUUUUUUUAAAAAAAGAAAGAAAACAAUACGAUUCCAUUUUUGAUAAGGACUUUUUGCGUACUUUCCAGUCACUCCUAGAACUUCUGCACUGAAUGGCUCCACCAAAGUUCACUGUUCCACAAGUUUUCCGUCCCUACCCGUUCUCUGGAUUUCCUGUAAACCUUACCUGGGCCAGCAACUAACAAGCGACCAAGAACGAGGGGGGAGAAAAAGCAAGAAAAAAAGAGAAAACAAAACAAACUUGGUAUUAUUUAUUUAUUGUCUUCCUAUAAGAUCUUUUGGGGUUAGCAGUGGGGUUACCGAGUGGUAUACUGAAAUAAUCGCUUUCUCACAAGCACAGGAAAACAAACCCGCCCCUAUUGACAAGUGAAUAAGUGCAGAUAAUCGUACAGAGCAACCCUCGCCGUUUGUGUAUCUGCAGAAGUACUGUGUAUUAUAAUAAAACAAUGGUGCUAUUGUAAAACCGUCUGUAUUUUUUAACAACAAUUCAUAUAAAAGACCCCUUUGUGGAAAGUACAUUUUGA